This is a messenger RNA of Protopolystoma xenopodis, 456 nucleotides long. The record is from the annotation of a GenBank genome assembly. NCBI's taxonomy places the organism in Eukaryota, Metazoa, Platyhelminthes, Monogenea, Polystomatidea, Polystomatidae.
AUGUUUCUAAUAAGUCGUCGCGACGGAUUCUACGGAAUCCGUUGUUGUGCCAACUUCAUCAUGCACUAUUUCUCAUCACGAAUUGAUUUUGGCCGAUUUCUAUUAAAAUGCUCAGAUCUCCAAGAUCGUGUUGGUCUGACUUGCUGGGGCUCAAUUCAUACGAGUGGAGUUGGAAACUGGUCGCGGACCCCUUCCACCGUUGAUCUUACCAAACCGCCUGACUUCUCUCGACAUUGGCGCGGUCUGGACUUCUUUAACUCCACCACUCGAGAACUCAGUCUUCCCGAAGUGUUGGCAGGCAGUGAGGGGAACACGAUCCUCAACGUGUCCGCAUCUAUUUUGGAGCAUGUUGACAUUCUUUAUGCAGGUGAGCACAGUGACUCUGGCUCUGGUCACUCUGGUAAUUGCCCUCCCCGUGGAGUUUUAUCGCGACUGUUGAAUGCAUCUUUUGUGUGA